ACUGAUGAACUGUCAACCAAGUCAAUUCAAUAGGGCCGGGCAGAAUACUGUAGUAAUUUUUAUAAAAAUUACGAAAUUUUAUAAAUUAAAAGAUGGAUUGGCAAGCAGCAAGAAGUCAUUUUAAACAAACUUGGCUGACUACGCUGCUUAGUUUAAUUUUAUUUGCUGGGGUUACGUACUUUCUGUUGUGGACAGAGUGUCAAACAAUCCAGAUUAACUUGAUGCUUGAGGAACUGGUGUCAGCAGCUGAGACUAUUGAUGUUCAUACCGGCGACGAAGCAGCGCGCUAUGAAGGAAAGGUCGUGCAUAUAGUGGGACCUUUGAGAAUACUCGAACCUAUAUCAGAACCCGACUAUAACAUACAAGUACAAGCUGUUAAACUACGGAAACGGGUGCAGAUGUAUCAAUGGAUUGAAGAAUCUACGGAUCAAGAUAAUUUUAUUAGUGAACCUGCUGAUGAGUCACGUAAAACGUACUGGUACCACAAAGACUGGCGAGACUAUGUGGUGGAUUCCUCACUGUUCUACAUCAGACCGGGACAUAUAAAUCCUGCCAUUAUGCCCAUGAGCAGUGAAACACAUAUUGCUGAUAAUGUUAAAAUUGGAUGGGCGUAUUUAGGUAUUGAUAUCAAACGGAAAGUCACAGAUUAUUACGAGAUUUGGUCAGACUCUAGACCUGAGCGCAGUGAUAUCAAGCUUCACUCUGGUUUCUAUUACCAUGGAGAAAGUGCUUUGGAACACCAGAUUGGAGAUCUCCGUAUUCACUUCUCUUAUGCUGGCAGGGAGGAUGAUAUUUACACAGCAGUGGGUCAAGUUGAAGGUGGUACUGUACAGGCUUACAGUCCAACAAGGUUUCCUACAGCGGACCCAAUUUGUCUGCUCCGCAAAGGUUCUUACACUUUGAACCACCUCUUUGAACUAGAGAAGAGAGAUGCAAAUAUACACACCUGGCAAUACAGACUGUUUGGAUUUGUUCAAGUCUUGGCUUCAGCAAUGACAUUACAUCCUGAUUGGGUGACAAUAUUCUUACAAAGUACAUGGGUAUCAAGUAACUUUAGGAGGUGCUCAAGAUUUUGGAUAAAUUUCGUACUCUCGUGCUCCUAUACUUUAUUCAUCAUUGCUUUGCCAUGGUUGAUCCACAAGCCGGCAUUCGGAGCUAUAGUGCUAGGAUGUUCGAUGUUGCCACUGCUGCACUACUCGACACUGAUGACGCGACGCGACGCCACCCAGGACGCCGCGCAGUACACCAGGUGGAUCAACACCGCUAACUGAAAGACCAAUUGCCAUGAACAUGGAAUUUACAAAGUGAGAGAGUAUACCUAACUCAGUUCGUUGACCCGAUAGUCACACGGCUCAAUAUUUAUAUUUUUAUAAGUAGCGUUAAGUCCUAAAUGAAAUGUGUCCCGGCCCGCUUUUCUAGCUUAAUACACUUUAAGAGAGAUCCUGAAAUCGUAUAAUUAACGUCAAUAAGUGCAGUGGUCAUAGUGGGGUGUAAUUUUCCCGUCGUUUAGUCGGCAACUAAACGCGUAUAAUAUGCGUUUCAGGUACCUUGCGUAUAGGUACCUAAGUCCAAGUGGAAGAUAGCUUCCACAUGGACUAUGAAAAGUUUCAAGUAAAAUGUUUUUAGUAGAAUAUUAAAUUAGUGCCAAAUUGUGAAUGGCGGAUAUUACUUUUAUUUUGCCGAUGACUAAAAUGCUGUUUAGAGGAAAGAAAGAAAUAAAUUAACAACCAAAUUACUUAGUGAUAUGAAAAAAUAUUGGCUGAUUAAAAAAAAUAAGAUGAUUUUUAAAAAAGGUUUUACAAAAUAGUACAAAUAUGAUGAGCUGCUUGUUUAUUCUGCCAGAAAAAUAUCUUUUAUAACAUAACUAUGGAGGUGAUGUUAAAGUAUAAUUUUUAGUCACACUGAGGGUUCAUAUCUCGCAUUGUCUAGUCUGAAUAAUAAAUAUAACCUAUCAUUAAUUAGUUGUAGGUAGACUGACUGUACUUAAAUUAUAUUGUAAUUGUAACAAACAAAAUGGAGACAUUUCUUUAAUGUUAUAUUAAUUAAUUUUAUUAUUAUUAUAAAAUUCUACACUCUUCCGACUAAUAUACGCCUUCAUAAUGCGAUAUUGCUCCUUUAGCGAACACCACGAAUGCGUACUCUGUGAAUAAAAAUCUCUAAAAUAUUUCGUGCAAAUGUAAA
Spodoptera littoralis (African cotton leafworm) is the source of this 2181-nucleotide messenger RNA. The record is from the annotation of a GenBank genome assembly. Lineage: Eukaryota; Metazoa; Arthropoda; Insecta; Lepidoptera; Noctuidae.